AUAUCGAUAGUUACAUUUGUUUAAUAACACAUCGAAGAAAAUAAUUUCCACAAUAUUCGGAUCUAAGGCGGUCUUCAUCUAUGUAUCGCAUUCAGUGGCACGCAUUUGACUCUCUGUGCGGUUUUGGCAUAUAAACCCUUCGAGACUCUCGGUCUCGGGUAGGAGUGUACUCUGUCUGCGAGGGUAAGUGGGAUGUGGUGUUGGAAGAGAGGUGGUGUGGAAAGAGAUAUCUGUGGCGCUUGCAAUACUACCCAGGUGAAAACAAAAAUACAUACGACAAUGUCCAAUAAGGCAAGUCUGAUGAAGCAGGUGGCACACAUAUCUCAAAAUGCAGCAAAAACACUUCAGGAAGCAGAAAUUGAUGACACGCAGCUUCUUACUUUGACAAGACAGGAUCUGAAUGAACUACUUCCAGGACCCACUAAUUUCCAAAUAAGGAGAAAGAUUAUGGACUUCAUUACUGCUUCAAAGCAAAAGUCAAACCGCACCAGAGUGGAGUCACUUAUUAAGUCCCUUUUAGAUCUGGUUCCAAAAGACUCACUUGUUUCUGGAGAUGUUCUGCACAACUAUCUUCUCGUCCUCAAAGACAUGGAAGUGCAACUGAGAAGUGUUUUAGACUUUUUACAGCAGCACAUUCAUCAGUUGGACCGACUAGGCCAAUGUGAUCCAAUGCAACUGGACGAGAAAAAACACAGAGAUGAAAAGCCAAAUAAAGGCCAGCUAAAUGCAUGCCAUGAUUGCAAUCAAUCUCAGGUGGACCCCUGGACUCCUCCUCCCAAUUCAGUUUCAGAUCUUGUGGUUGAAACUCUUCGUACUCACUACAUACUGGGUGCAGAGAAGGCUUUUGUUAGCAAGCUCAGCCAGCAUCUCACCAACUUUGCAAUAAGAGUGCUGACAAAAGGCUAUGAAAAUACCUCUGGUAAUGCGGUGCUGGUCUUCUGCCCUGUACACUCCCGAGUUGGGGCCGAUAUUGAAGAAGCAACCAAGAAGAUUCCCACAAAUAAAAAUGCCGUCCUGGUGGUGAUGCACCAUACUCACGAUCCAAACCGGGUUUUGUCUGAGAGCAGCAGGCUGGUGAACAGGACUAAUAUAGUGGAGACUGUGGACUGCCUGUUCCAUGAGACUGUGGGAUUACUGGAGUGUGAAGUGAAUACCCAAGCCAUAGUGAAAGUCAGUUCUGCAUUGCAAAAAUACCUGUGAAACAUGAAAAGUCAUUUUGAACCAUAGGAAAGAGCACCUCUGAUGGUAAGAUACCAACCACUAAAUACACGUGUAAAAAGUUCAGAAAAUGCAAACAUUUACACUUUCCCCUGAUGAAACGGGGUUUCCAAAAUGAAUGCAAUGCUUAUCAAGACUUAACAUUUUCCAGUUCCCUGUUUAAGGGGAGCUACUGUAUAAUCCCGCAUGUUUUUUAGGCAUUGUAGUUGUGUAGCAUCCUCUUAUCACUUGCACAAGACCUGGAAAAAAAAGUGAAGUACAAUCAAAUACAGCCAGUGAAGGGGCAGCUUAAUCAGUCAGCAGCUGGCUUAUGCAGCAAUACUGUUCUUGACCAGAGCGACUGCCAUGGAAAGAGAAGGCCUGCGUAGCGCAGCUCAGUGGUUCUCUUUUACCAAGAACACGAAAGAUAGUGUUUACUACAACAUAACCAGUCACAAGCAAACAUGAGCUCUUGGUCAGUGAUUAAACACAUUUCGGGCUAUGUGAAUUCUGUUACUAAACAAAACAAAAAGUCAAUAGAAAGGGCAAAACAGUCAAGCCAUAAAACAACUAAGUCAUGAACUGAAUCACAGCCAAAUGUGAAAUAAAGAAGCACUGAAAUAAUAGGGAUCCACAUCUUGAAUGGAAAGAUAACUAAAACUCUAUACAUUUUAUCUUACAACCCUUAAAAAAGAUUUUCAAAAUGAACGCAAUGCUUACAUAACAUUUUCCAGGUCUCUGUUCACUGAGCAUUUUUGUACUUACUGCAGUUUGAUUGCAGUACAUCUUUUUCAGCUACAAAGGGGGAAACGUGGAAAAAAGAAAGUAUAUACCAUACUGUACUAAGUGAAUAAGAAAAGCCAGAGGGUAAGCAAACCAAGAAAGGUUUCGAGACUCAAACACAGUGUUAUGUGUGUGUUGCCUGACAUUUUACAACUUUUUACAUUGUAUGAGUAUUGUAUGCCUUUAAAAAGGCAGCUGUUCAUUCACAGUCUUCUUUUUCUCCAACUGAGUCCAUUCCAUAUAGAAAUUAUAUUAACAAUAUUAACACUUAAGACUAUGGGCACUUCUCUAGGAUUGACUAAAAUGCAUAUACCAGACAUUCAUGUAAUAUUUUUUUGUAUACUAUAAUCAGAAAUUGCACAUUAUGCAACAUUUUUCAUUUCUGUGCCAAGCUCAGUUUCGAUAUAAAUCCCUUUCUGAAAAUGAACUGAAAAUCAGUCAUUAUGUAUUUGUAUCUAAACGGGCGUUCCUCACCAAGUGAUUGGACAUCCGUAGAGCUUUUCACAGGCUUUUGCCCUUUUAUAUGCACAUACUUCACAACUAACCCAUCUAUGGUUAAAGAAAGCUAUAUAAACUGUGCCAAAUAAUAUGUAUUUACAGUACUACUUACUUGAAGACAUAAGACUCAAGAACUCAACUUGUUCAUUUUUCGUCACAAUAAUUUUAUUUUAAUGAGCUCUUAUACUGUACAAAAGCUCACACUUUGCAGAACAAAUUUUUCCGCUAGGGCACCAGAACUUAAUCUGUAAUCACUGCAUUUCAAAUUAAUGUCACCCACCCUAUUCCAUUCCAUUCUCUAAACAAAUUUACUCCCACCCUUCAAUACAAAAAACAUGUUCUGCAAUCACUUUACAAUCAAUCGUUGCUUAAAUGAAAAACACAGCAAUCUCAAUAUUUUACAUUCCAGCAGAAUUUCUCUGUGAAGAAUCACCUACAGCACAACACCUGAGCAGGGUGCUCACUGCAUUUAAACAGGAGACAGGAACAGAAACACAUUGUUCAAAAAGUGAUGGAACAGGGAGGAAUGAACAGAAGCAAUCUACAGUAUAUAUCAGAUGGUUUUUAAAUCAGAUAGGGAUUUUUUUUUUUAAAUGGUGCUUUUUUUUUAAUAGCAGUGUUGACCAUUCUGCACAGUGUUACUGCAUGAACACCUACCCAUCCUUUGCCAGAAAAUGGCUUGUCCUGGUGAGAGCUGAGGCAGCCCAGAGCCCCUCCCAGAAGCACAGGGCUGCUGUCCAUCUCAGGGCCACCAGGAAAGGGAUGAUUUCGGGAGGUGGGAGCAAACCAGAGCACCUGGAGAAACUCCACACAAUCCCAGGGGGAGCAAGCACAUUCCACACAGGAGCCCAAUCCGGAACUGAACCCAGGACCUAACAGCUGUGAGGCAAUAUCAACAUGCCAUUAAGCUGUCCUACAGCAUAAAGAAUCCCCAAAACUGUAAUUUCAGUAAUAGUUACUGUACUAAGAGUAAGUUUUUUAAGCAGGGGAUAUAGCAAAAUAAUAUAAAUUCCCUUUGGAAAAACUAGGGCUGUCUACCGCUUGCCACUGUUCCCGAGUAGUGGUGCUUUUGUUUUCCUUUAUACAUUGAAACUGGGGGCAACGGAGUUUGCUGAAUUCCACAUUUCAAUGUCUUAGAAAACUGGGAAAACAUGCUUGUGGUUGCAAACCAUCUCAUUCCUCUUCAUACCCCAGGAGAUAUGUUAUAAUCCUUAGUUUCACAGGGAUUGCACAAUUACUUUUUUAAAGAUAAAAAACACAAGUGCCUAAUCAAUCACCUGACAUUGUGUUAAUCAAUGUUUACACAGAAUGCCAUUUGGAGGUUUUUUAUUUUCUGUGUGGGACCCAUGUCUGCAGUGUGCAAUAGUGAUAACUGAAAAGGUGUACUGUACUGGUAGCAAUGUAGAAAGCAGUAACUGCAGCUACACAAACACAAUUUUACAUUAUGGUGCUACCAUUGACUUUUACAGCUGUCUAGGCAAGCAGUAGCAUUUAAUUCAAACAUCACAAAGCACAUUUUAUUUUAGCCAAAAAACCCAUAGGGAGACCUCACGUCUUAUACCCAUCGGAAGUGACAUCAGAUAACAUGAUUGAAAGUACUGUUUAACAAUAAAGCUGCUUAAAUUGCUUGUUUUGUGGCUCCAUACAUGUCCCUUCAUGAAAAUAUCCUAACAUUAGUUUAUAGGAAUGACAUACUGUACUUGUCCCUCACACCCAACUAAAAACAAAGCUUUGCAAGAAACAAUCAAGUUUGAUUAUCUGUACUUAAAUUAUGUAUGUAAAAAGGAAACCGUAUGUAUUGCCAUUAAGAUUGCUUCAUUAUUGUUUGUUCAUAGUAAUGAUAACUGUGUAAAAAGAUAACCCCUUAAAAGCAGCUCUCGCUUAUAUUACUAGCAAAUAGAGGCAAAAUGCUCAGUCUUUCAGAUGCCUUAGACUGCCUUGUGUAUAUCUGUGACAGCACACUAAUCCUCUAACUAGCUGCAUUUAAAUCCCAAAAAUUUGAACCAGAAAAAUGUGGUGCUUCACUGUAGAGAUGCUUAAUUGGCCUCUCUACCAGUCUUUGUCAUUGCACAGAGCCAGAUGAGCCUUCAGAUGUGCCUGUAAAAAAUCAGGGAGCCAUUACCUCCUGAGAACAAAUGCUUGUACAUACACAAGCAGAGCUAAGCAUUGCAUAACUUAAUUGAUAGAAUGAAAGUGUACUGGGCCUCUAGUGCAAUAAAAAGAUUUCUAAUAUACUGGUGACUAUGCAUUGCAAAUGUGGCAGUUAAUGGGGUUAACUUUGGAUGUAAAAUAAAAUGGAGCAUAUCUGUAGACAUUUGUAAGCAUUUUAAAGUUGUGCAAAUGCAUGUAAAGCUUUUGAAUAUGUACAUUGAUUACUUUAAGUGUUCAGAAAAAUGUUAAUUGUAAUUGG
This is a messenger RNA of Lepisosteus oculatus (spotted gar), 4888 nucleotides long. RefSeq lists its product as uncharacterized. The record is from RefSeq and is a predicted model, not a curated record. Lineage: Eukaryota; Metazoa; Chordata; Actinopteri; Semionotiformes; Lepisosteidae.